This is a messenger RNA of Cervus elaphus (red deer), 3807 nucleotides long. RefSeq names its product anti-Mullerian hormone receptor type 2 (gene AMHR2). Gene Ontology annotation, biological process: BMP signaling pathway; cellular response to growth factor stimulus; protein phosphorylation. Gene Ontology annotation, cellular component: signaling receptor complex; plasma membrane. The record is from RefSeq and is a predicted model, not a curated record. Gene Ontology annotation, molecular function: ATP binding; transforming growth factor beta receptor activity. NCBI's taxonomy places the organism in Eukaryota, Metazoa, Chordata, Mammalia, Artiodactyla, Cervidae. The coding region runs from base 1851 to 3575 and encodes 574 amino acids. The transcript is spliced from 11 exons.
UCAUGGUUACAAUCACCAUCUGCAGUGAUUUUGUACCCCAGAAAAAUAAAGUCAGCCACUGUUUCCCCAUCUAUUUGCCAUGAAUUGAUGGGACCAGAUGCCAUGAUCUUAGUUUUCUGAAUGUUGAGCUUUUAAGCCAACUUUUUCACUCUCCUCUUUCACUUUGAUCAAGAGGCUUUUUAGUUCUUCACUUUCUGCCAUAAGGGUGGUGUCAUCUGCAUAUCUGAGGUUAUUGACAUUUCUCAGUCCCAGACUUAGAUCUGGCAAAGGAAGAUAGAACUGAGUGCAACAUUCUACCUGCCUGGACUCCUAGAAGAGCCCAAGGAGAGAUGGGCAGCUAUCCAUCAGCCUCAAAGCCCGGGUCAUGCCUCUAGCUGCUGCUUCACACUACUGGGGCUUUGACACUGUCAUGCAAGCUCCUUGGAAGAGACUCCAGAAUCAGAGUACUCAGGCCCUCAUCCUGCAUCUAAUCCAGAUCGUCCCUAGAAAGGGUUUCCAGGUAGCCACCAGCGGAACAGAAAGCUAGGAAAACAGGGAACCAGUCUCCUCUGGCUCUAAUUCUCAUAAGAGCCAGUUCUACAGUUUCUUAUUCUGGGCAGUAAUCUGAUGGAGCUGGACUCCUGUCUCUUGAUUGCAGCACAAACUAUACACCUCUCUCCUUCCAUCUCCACGCUGACAUUCCCUCUACACACUCUGCCCUCCCUUCACAGUUUGCAGUUCCUUCAGAUUCACAGAUACUGGAGAUGUACUGUGGAUAUGAGUCAUUUCAGGAGGCCCUUUCUGACCCUCACUGUCCUGAGUUUCUCCUAUGUUUGCUGACCUCUGGUGGUGAUCAUUUGAAUUGUACUAUCUUUUUAUAGUGGUUGUCUGACAGGUAUUGGUACACAUUUUCUCAGUCCAUAUUCAAAUACUGUGUUAAAAUAUUUUUUAUUGCUGAAUUUUGUAUUUCUUUUCAGGCAUCAUGGCCAUAAAUGCAAAAAAAAAAAAAAAACAAAACAAAACAACAGGGCCUGGGCUUUAGAAUCAAGACUUACUAGGUCCAAUCUUAACUGCUAUUUCCUGACAGAGUGACCUUGGUCAAGUUACCUAAAUUCAGCUUUCUUACCUAUAAAGUGAAGAUAAUAAUAACUCAAUGGGAGAAUUAGAUGUGAUGAUUGUAAAAUUCAUAGCCCUAGCCGUGCCCUAGUACACAGGUGCUCAAUAAAGUUUGUUACCUUUUCUAUAAUGGUGAUCAAUGUGAUUUUUUAAAAAUUUUGAUAACAUCAAAUUUACCUUCAUACACCUAUUUUCAAUGUGAUUUAAAAAAAAAAACAACUAAUUUUAUACAGCUGCUUUCCUGACCCUUGAGUUUAGAAAAUGAGGUCAACUUGAAGUCUAGGCUAUGAAGCUUCUCUGUGCCCAGGGAACUGCAGAUCUGAGCCCAGAAAAUAAGAGCUAGAAGGGCUUUGGGGAACAGAUGAAUGGUUCUGAGCACUUAACCUCACUUGGGUUUCCAGCCUGGGAAGAGCUGACAGCAGCCAGCACUUUUUCCUAGGGUCAGCGAAGGGCAGAGGUUUGGCAUCACUCUCUGUUCUCAGUGAGAACCCUAAGGCCCCCUCCUCCCACUUUACAGAGUAGAGGAGGUGGCUGAACAGAGGAAGAUAGGAGCCUGGUUCUCUGCUCCUCCCUGUCUCUCCCUGCUUUUCCCCACACCCAUCCUCUCCCCCACAGCAGCCGUCUCCCCCACAGAGACGGGGAAGAGGGAGGGCGGUGGAGUUGGGGGCUGAAGGAUCAGAAGCCCCACGGUGCCCUGUGUCUGAAGGAAGCUCUGGCCAGGGACAGCUGUGCUGGCUCCUGCUGCCCCCUCCAGCAUGAUGCUGGGGAUCCUGGCACUCUGGGCACUGCUUCCCACAGCUGUGCAAGGUAAGUGUCUACAGGGAGAAGCAGCGUCUUUCCAGCCACCCGUCACAGGAGGGAGCACUCGAAGAGUGAUGAGUGGAGUGGCACCCCCCAGCAGGCGGACCUGUGUGUUCUUCGAGGCCCCCGGAGUGCGGGGAAGCACACAGAACUUGGGGAAGCUGCUGGAUGCAGGGCCGGGCCCCCCCAGGGUUAUCCACUGCCUCUACAGCCGCUGUUGCUUUGGAAUCUGGAACCUGACCCAAGACCAGGCACAGGUGGAGAUGCAAGGAUGCCGAGACAGUGAUGAGCCAGGCUGUGAGUCCCCCCGAUGUGACCCAAGUCCCCGAGCCCAGCCUCGCCCCAGCUCUACUCUCUUCACCUGCUCCUGUGGCGCUGACUUCUGCAAUGCCAAUUACAGCCAUCUGCCUCCUCUGGGGAGCCCUGGGACACCUGGUUCCAAGGGCCCCCAGGCCAUCCCAGGGGAGUCCGUCUGGAUAGCGCUGCUGCUGCUGGGACUCCUGCUGCUGCUGCUGCUGAGCAGCAGCAUCUUGGCCCUGCUGCAGCGGAAGGCCUGCCGAGUGCAAGGUGGGCCAGAGCCAGAGCCAGAGCCAGAGCCAGAGCCAGAGUCAGGCAGGGACUGGAGCGCUGAGCUGCCGGAGCUGCCUGAGCUACGCUUCUCCCAGGUCAUACGGGAAGGAGGUCACUCAGUGGUGUGGGCUGGGCAGCUGCAAGGCAAGCUGGUAGCCGUCAAGGCCUUCCCCCUGAGGGCUGUGGCUCAGUUCCAAGCUGAGAGAGCAUUGUACGAGCUGCCAGGCCUACAGCAUGACCAUAUUGUCCGCUUUAUCACCGCCAGCAGGGGCAGCCCUGGCCCCCCGCCCUGCGGGCCCCUGCUGGUACUAGAACUGCACCCCAAGGGCUCCCUGUGCCACUACUUGACCCAGCACACCAGUGACUGGGGCAGUUCCCUGCGGAUGGCACUGUCCCUGGCGCAGGGCCUGGCGUUUCUCCAUGAGGAACGUUGGCAGGAUGGCCAGUAUAAACCAGGUAUCGCCCACCGAGACCUGAGCAGCCAGAACGUACUCAUUCGGGACGAUGGGUCAUGCGCCAUUGGAGAUCUGGGCCUCGCCUUGGUGCUCCCUGGCCUCGCCCAGCCCCCAACCUGGGCCCCUACUCAACCCCGAGGCCCGGCUGCCAUCAUGGAGGCUGGCACCCAGCGGUACAUGGCACCGGAGCUCUUGGACAAGACUCUGGACCUUCAGGACUGGGGUACGGCCCUGCGGCGAGCUGACGUCUACUCUCUGGCUCUGCUCUUGUGGGAGAUCAUGAGUCGCUGCCCAGAUUUGCGACCUGACAGCAGACCACCACCCUUCCAACUGGCCUACGAGGCAGAACUGGGCAGCGCCCCCACCACCUGUGAGCUGUGGGCCUUGGCGGUAGAGGAGAGGAGGCGCCCUCACGUCCCAUCCACCUGGUGCUGCUUUACCACAGACCCUGGUGUCCUGAGAGAGCUCCUGGAGGACUGUUGGGAUGCAGACCCGGAAGCACGGCUAACAGCUGAGUGUGUGCAGCGGCGCCUGGCUGCCCUGGCCUGUCCUGAGGAGGCCCACCCCUUCCCUGAGGGCCGUGCACAGGACUGCUCACCUUACUGCCUGGAAGACCAUCUCUCCUAUCCUCCCGUCUGCCAUUCUCCCUCGUAGGCUGCAGCUGAGUGCCUGCCACGUCACUGUUCAGCAAGGCCCUUUUCCCAGAAAUCCUCAACCUACCUGGACUACUUCUCCUGUGUAAAUAUGCAUUUAUGUAGAAUCUGUGUUUGUUGUUGUUCAGUCGCUAAAUUGUAUCUGACUCUUCGCGACUCCAUGGACUGCAGCAUGCCAGGCUCCUCUGUCCUCCACUAUAUCCUGGAGUUUGCUCAAAUUCACAUCCAUUGAG